GCAGAGGUAGAGCCGACUGUGUAGACCUCCGUAGUGAGCAGCCCAGGGAGAAGCCACGGGUGUCUUGGAGCUCCGCUGAAAUGAGCUGGCUCGCCUGAGCCUGUCCCAAGCCUGACAACCAGGUUUCAUCCCAGCGCUGAGGACCGGCUGAGCUCUUAGGGAACACGCAAGCGUGCGCACACACCAACGCGCAGAUGUACACGUACACGUACCCACACACAGCAACCCAAGGGAGACGGAAACAACAUUUUCAGGAAGAUGUUUUUUAAUCAUCCUGAGAAAAAUGAGCCUUGGCCUCCAGACACAUUAAAGCCAACCUCCCACCCAUGGAGAAUAGUGCUAGUUCCUGAGGACCUGGGGGGCCUGCAGCCCCAGGGCGAUUAGCCAGAAGCAGGUUCGUUUUCCUGCUUAAAACAGAGCUGCACAUAGCUUUCAUUAUGAUUCACACCAGCCUGAAGAAAAAAUUCAGCUACUGUGUCCUGGCCUUUUGCCUGUUCGCAGUCAUCUGUGUGUGGAAGGAAAGGAAGAAAGGGAGUUACUAUGCUUCCCUUAAAGUGCAAACCAAGGAAUUCCAGGAGCCAAAGAGCCUUGAGAAGUUGACCACAGGGUCUGGUUUCCGGGCUGUGCCAUCAAGCAGUACCCAGGCCCCCCACCGGCGCAGCCAGACCCUCAGUCCCCGGGUCCCACGCAAAGCCAAACCGCAGCCUACCUUCCAGGUGUGGAACAAGGACAGCUCAUCCAAAAAUCUUGUCCCCAGGCUGCAAAAGAUCUGGAAGAAUUAUCUACGCAUGAACAAGUAUAAAGUAUCCUACAAGGGCCCAGGGCCAGGCGUCAAGUUUAGUGCAGAUGCCUUGCGCUGCCACCUCCGGGACCGUGUGAAUGUGUCCAUGGUAGAAGCCACAGAUUUUCCCUUCAAUACCUCUGAAUGGGAGGGUUACCUGCCCAGGGAGAACAUUAGGACCAAGACUGGGCCGUGGCACCGGUGUGCCGUUGUCUCAUCAGCGGGAUCUUUGAAGUCCUCACAACUGGGCCAAGAAAUAGAUAAUCAUGAUGCAGUCCUGAGAUUUAAUGGGGCACCCACGGCCAACUUCCAACAAGAUGUGGGCACGAAAACUACCAUUCGCCUGAUGAACUCUCAGUUGGUCACUACAGAGGGGCGCUUCCUCAGGGACAGUUUGUACAAUGAAGGAAUCCUGAUUGUGUGGGACCCGUCCAUGUACCAUGCAGAUAUCCCAAAGUGGUACCGGAAUCCCGACUACAGUUUCUUCAACAACUACAAGAGCUAUCGCAAGCUGCAUCCCGACCAGCCCUUUUACAUCCUCAGACCCCAGAUGCCUUGGGAGCUGUGGGAUGUUCUUCAGGAAAUCUCCCCAGAAGAGAUCCAGCCAAAUCCCCCAUCCUCUGGGAUGCUCGGCAUCAUCAUCAUGAUGACGCUGUGUGACCAGGUGGACGUAUAUGAGUUCCUCCCGUCCAAGCGCAAGACCGACGUGUGCUACUACCACCAGAAGUUCUUCGACAUCGCCUGCACGAUGGGUGCCUACCACCCACUCCUUUUUGAGAAGAAUAUGGUGAAGUACCUCAACGAGGGCACAGACGAGGACAUUUACCUAAUGGGGAAAGCCACACUGUCUGGCUUCCGGAACAUUCAUUGUUGAGCACGGGCUCCUGGUCAGGCACCCUCGUUCUUCUCCAACAGUCACUUCGUGGCUGGUCCUUGGCCACCCCAGCCUGGCAGGACCAUUUUCAGGAGUAGUCUCAGCCAGCUGAUGAUGCGCUGGGGAUUCUGGUCAGCAGGAGCUCUGGGGCUUCCAGAGUUGGAGCAGAGGGACCAGGCCCCGCCUUCCCUGUAGCCACAGAGCUUGUGAGCCCAGCCUCCAGUCACACACACAGACACACACUUCACGUCCUUUGCACACAGCACCCUCCCCUCUUUACACAUAGGUAGAUGCAAGAUCUACCUUUUCCACUCAGGCUGCCGAAGCUGGAGGUGUUUUUCUCACAAACCAGCAUUCUAGGUUGCUUGAGAUCUCUACCUAGGUACUGAUGUUUUAAAGAAGCUCCCAAAUCAUGAUUGUGCCAGGUGCAGGGUGGUUCCGGAGGUGGGGAGCAAGUAGUGUGAGGUGUUGGAAACAUCUCAAUUCCUCCAGAACAAAGUUGCUCCCAGUGGCCCUGCUCCCAGGACACGAUGCUGUCACCAGUCUGGCUGGCUGGGCUUGCCCUCAGCUGGCUGUUCAUGAGCAAAGAGCUUAUUAACCCUUUUCCCUCUCUAUGCAGAGAAGAAAGUGUCUGUCCUCAAGUGGUUGGCAAUGUCGUGUGACAGAGACGUCUAACAGGCACUAGUGUGCUAACAGUCAUUGAACUGGGAGCAGUGGGGUGUGGGGAGAGAUGAGACUGCUGUCCACGUGCCCAGGAGGCACACACUGUAUACUGCAUUUGUGGGUCCUAGAAGGCUGGACUGGACCUAGGGGAAGAGAAGAAACAUGUCAAGUAGUUUUCACUUGAGUCACUUCACUUUCCCUUUCUUCUUCUAUCAUCAGUAUUUUAUUCUCCAAAAUCUGCUGGAAUGUAAAGGCUCAAGGGUUUGUUUUUGUUUUUGUUUUUUUGAGGAAGUCUCCUACCUAUAUUGGCAGUAAGUGUAGUCCCAUGGGAGGCAUCAGACAAAGCAGAGCCCCUGAACUCUGUUUUCUGCAGGUUCGGCCUGGCCUGACCCUUUUCAUCCAGUAGAGAUUAUGUACUGUAUUCCAGCCCUUCCUUUUUAAUGCCUACACCCCAAACCUCUUCCUAUCUGCUAUCAUUUUAAGCCCUUUUAUUGUCCCCUUCCUAAUUACUUUCAAUCAUAUUUUACUUUGAAAGUAUCCUGAUCUCAUUUUCUUUGACCCCCAUGAGCCUUUUGCAAAAAGGUCCCUUAGGGAGUGGGGGGAAUGUGAUUCUCUAGGAUUUAUAUCACUCUGAGAGGUCAGAACCCUGGAGAUCGCAACUGACUCUCAGAAGGUCUGAUGUGUAUGGAAUCAGAUUGCCACACUUUCCACCCUGUCCUGGCGAGGGAGCAUCGUGAGAGUCCCUGGAUGGUGGCUGCCCAGUGUGGUUUGCAAGUAUCCUCCUGAGAUGUUCUUGCUGUUCCCUUUCCAUUUGGCCCCCAUGUGGAGAAGUUCAAUGAUUUGCUCAAGGUCACAAAGAAAGGAUGUAGAGCCAGGGCUCUUAGAAUGAGCCCUCUGGACUCCCACGUGCUGCAGGGUCUACAGUGGUUGAGCUCCAGACCAAGCAUCUUGGAAUUGGAUACUCAUCUGCUGCCACUCCCUUGGCCUCUGUAGGCAGGAGAAAAAGCCCUGGAGUGAGAAGCUUUAGGUUUAUAAAUUGAUGCUUCCCUACUUAAUUGCUGUGGCACCUUGGGAAAAUCCUCAUCCCUGUUUCCAUGUCUGAAAAAUUAGAGUGAUGAUCCUAUCUUAUGGGGCAAUUACGAAGAUUGCAGAAAAGUAAUUGUAUUAGAUAGUGCUCAAUACAUGCUGGCUUCCUUCCCUCUUUUCUUUCUUCCUUCAUGAGGAGCUCACACCUGGGCUGGACCAUGCUGCAGUGGAGAAUGGGGUGGGAGAGAGGAGCAGAGGGUCUGUCUUCAGGAAAUUUGCUGUUGUAUUGGGAGACAACAACUGCUCCUCUUGGGACAUCUGAGAAAACACUCAAGUCUAUGGGCGUGCAGAGCCUGUUCCUCCUCGUUGCCUGCAGGUCAGAUCAACUCUGCUUGGGAAAGAGUGGAGUACUUGGGAUGCUGGACUGCUGUAAAGGAGACUCCUUAUCCAUCUUUGAGCCCCUGAAUUCCCGGAUUAUUUGAUGCCCUGAGUUGACACACUCAUUGUAACUCUGUGUCAUGGCCACAGAGUGUCAAGAAAGGUGGCACCAGCAGGAGAUAUGUGUCCUGUGUGGAGACUGAGACUACACUAGGUAGAACCUAGUUUUUAAUUAUUAUUACUAUGAGAUUAAAUUAAUUUAUGAUUCUGAAAUCUGUCGAACUUUGAAUUCUAUGCUCUGUAAAUGUGGAAAUCUUUGUAAAAUGCAAAUUAGAUGUGGAUAUAAUUGUAAGUCCCCGGUGUUUAAUGUUUUUGACAGAUAAUUUGAAGACUGUGUCUGAAUGCUGCAGGAAAGCCUAUCUGUGUGGGGUUCUGUCUUCAGUAGCCAUUGAUUCCUUCUGUAUCAUGAGGUCCUCUCUAAUCCUUCCACCAAUCGAAUAAGCUGUGGCUCUUGGUUUGGAGUUGAGACUGCAGUCUCAUCAGAAACUUCUGAAAUAUGCCUAAGCUAAUUCUGAAUUACCCAAAGAUUAUGUACAUUUUUAAAAUAAAGGUGAUUUUUAAAAUG
Messenger RNA from Chinchilla lanigera (long-tailed chinchilla), 4347 nucleotides. RefSeq names its product ST6 beta-galactosamide alpha-2,6-sialyltranferase 1 (gene St6gal1). The record is from RefSeq and is a predicted model, not a curated record. The coding region runs from base 438 to 1655 and encodes 405 amino acids. The transcript is spliced from 8 exons. Gene Ontology annotation, molecular function: sialyltransferase activity. Lineage: Eukaryota; Metazoa; Chordata; Mammalia; Rodentia; Chinchillidae.